AUGGAGAUGGAGAUUGGGAGAGAGAAGAAGAGGGAUAUAUCCUUGAGGCUGGGAGAGAGAGAAGAAGAAGAGAGAUAUAUCCUUGAGGCCGAGGCCUCGCCAGAGCAGCCCAAAAAGGCCGCUGCUCCCAAGGACGAGUCUGAGGAUGAGCUCGAUCAAGAGGAUUCGCCUGCCGAGGAAUCGGAGCCUGAGAAGCCGGCUCCCAAGGCAAAGCGCGGCAAGCGGGGUGCAGCUGAGAAGGUGGCUGCUCCCAAGGAUGAGCCUAAGGCCGAGGCUGUGGAUGCACCACCUGCCGAGAAAAAGGCACAGGCCAAGCGCGGAGCUGCCAAGAAGGCUGCUGCAGCCAUUGCAAAAGAGGAUUCGUCUGCCGAGGAAUCAGACUAA
Molecule: messenger RNA, 384 nt
Organism: Lasiosphaeria miniovina
Lineage: Eukaryota; Fungi; Ascomycota; Sordariomycetes; Sordariales; Lasiosphaeriaceae
Exons: 1
Coding region: 1-384 (127 amino acids)
Source: RefSeq, a predicted model, not a curated record